Molecule: messenger RNA, 1872 nt
Organism: Cryptococcus amylolentus CBS 6039
Lineage: Eukaryota; Fungi; Basidiomycota; Tremellomycetes; Tremellales; Cryptococcaceae
Exons: 3
Coding region: 32-1750 (572 amino acids)
Source: RefSeq, a predicted model, not a curated record
GAGGAUUCUUCCCCUGUAUUACCCCCCCGCGAUGCCCAACUCCAAGCCCCCCGCCGACCCCUUCGCCACCAUCCUCCUCCGCACCUCCUCCGCCCGCAGGCCCAACUCCACCAAGCUCUCAGAGCCCAUACCCCUCACCCCUCUUCAAGGUUCGCGCUUGUCCGAAGAUUCUUCGUCGGGCCCAAGUUCCCUACGCGGCAAGCCACGGUCGCGACCUACUACGCCCAAGAGCGACGAUGUGGGAGAGACGCGUUCACUUUCGCGACCCUCGUCAAAGAAGGGAAAAGAGGUGGACGCCGGGACGACGAAAGAUUCGUGCGGGAGGCAACGAGCUGAACAAGCUGGCGGCAAUCCAGAACGCAUGAAAGAAGAUGCGGCGAUGGAGAAGUGGAGAAAAUGGGUCAUAGAGCAGCCCUUGCAAUCAGGCGUACCGAGCACUUCUCCGUUGAAGGGAAAGGGAUCACCCGUCAACGGCGGUCAGAAAAUACCCUUGGUGUCUCUCAGCAACACUCACCGUCUAUCGGUCACCAAUUCCUCUCUGAGGACCCCUUCGGCUUUCGAUGCUCGGGGCCAAUCCGACCCUGAAACCUCGAUAACGUCGUCCCUCCGCACAACCUCGCCCAGGGCUUCGUCAGCACUCGCCUCCCCAUUCUAUUCUUCAGGAUUUGGAUCCCCGGGUGGCGGUGGUGAAAUAUACAACACAGACUCUGUGCUCGCUCUGCGCGAUGUAGAGCUAGCUGUCGGUGACGACGCAUUGUCAACGGCAGAACGUGUCAAAGCCGCCCCUCGGCGCAUGUCCAAUAAACCUCGUCUAUCCGAAAAACCCAAUCCAUUUGGCGACGUUGCAACUCGUCUCGGCUCACGGCGCGUUCGUCCAAUCGUGCUUGAGUUGAUACAAGCUUUAGGGCACUUUCUCGACGUCGUCUGGUCGACAACAUACCCUGAGCGUUCUUGUCCGUGGAUCAUAGACAAUACUGAAGAGUGCCCAGUAACGCCAUCUGUACGAAAAACGAAAAGGGCCCGCCAUACAGACUCAGAUCCCACAACAACAUCUGAGCUCGUGUGGAAGAGUCCUAUGAUCACGGCGGUGCAAGAGGGCAAGCGGACGGGGCAUGUACCAACACGACCUACCUCCAAAGAUCUAGGGUUCUGGCGGGACGAAGUAGAGUUUGGCAUUAGGGAUGUCGAUGAAGUUGUUGGUGUAAAGAAGGGAUUGGGGAGAGCGUUCGGAAACGCUCUCAAGGAGGGCCGGUAUGGCCCGCCAGAUGCUGGGAACGCUCUUGGGCAGAACGGGGACGAGGCCGGUAUGGCGAGGCUUUUGAACGAUUUGGAAGAAGCUAUUUGGGGUGAUGCGCCCCCUCGCCCCACUGAUCUUGCUUUUGAACUUCCAGCGGAUUUCGAUCCAUACGCCCUGCUCGAUGAGUCGGAACUCAUGGCCGGAGGGGCUCGCGGAAUAGGCGGUGCACAUCCGAAAGCAGGGUCCGCAUUAGUAGACCUUCUGGGCGCGUCCUCAAGCAGCUCGGGCACACCCACCACGGGUGGGCCGAGUUAUGACUCUCUUCCAGACUUUAAUGUCAACUUGGCCUCUCCUGUCGAGGAUCCCAUCAAAGCGAAGGAGGUCAAGAGCAAACAACGGAUAGAAGUGCUCAUUCCAGGUAUUGAGAAUAUCGAAGGAGCAGAGGGAAUGACGCUGGAAGAGUUGGGGAGAAAGAGGCACCAAGAAUGGCUCGCUAGUAGAGCGAAAGCUUAGACGAAUAUAAUGAAUGACCGACAUAGACUACUUGAGAUACGAUAUUUACCACUUGCCAGCACAUGACGACCAGGAAUGACUGCUUGUUGUAUAACGCAAAUGCAUCUCAAUUCGACCCGGAG